AUGAGCAAAAAGAAUGAUGUAAAUGAAGAAAAUGGAGAAUAUAAUCCUAAGGUUGAAGAGGUUUUAAUAAGCGCCUUAGAAUUUUUUAAUAUUCAUGGACUUGCCAAAGAAGAAGUUAUAAAUAAUAUUAAGAAAGAUGAAAAUACGAUUAGUUUAUUAAACGAUUUUUAUGAAAAGAAUGAAGAGUGUUUAUUUAUUUUUAAUGAGAAAGAUUGUUUAAAGAUAUAUAAUUCUAUUUUAGAUUUAUAUAAGAAACGAAAGAAUGAGAAAUUUUUAAUUGUAUAUAAGACACCACAAAGUAAUAUUUUAUAUUUAGAAAUGAAUAAUGAUGCUGAGAAUGUUAUAAGAAAUUUUUUAGAAAUAUUUUUUUCUAACUUUAUGAAUAAAAAUGAAGAUAUAAAUUCUUCUUCUCUUUUAAAAGAAAUGAAAAAGAAGUUUAAUAAUUUUUUACUUAAUUUAAGAAUUAUAUAUGGUGAAACCGAAGAAAAACUUACAUUACCUUAUGCUCCUUCAGAAAUAAAAGAAGAAAAUGUGAAUACGAUUGAAGAAUAUUUAAUACAUUUCAUAAAAUGUUAUCAUAUAAUAUUACGUAAUUUAAUGAAUUAUAAGAAAAAAGAAUAUAUAAAUUGUUAUGAAUUUUUAAAAUGUCUAAAAAAUAAAAGUGAAGAUAUUAAUUAUUUAUAUAAUGAAAUAGAUAAAGAUAGUUUUCAAGAAAUUAUAAAUAUAAUUUUAGAAAAAAAAAAAAAUUCCAGUUAUAAAAAUAUUAUAGAAAAUAUAAAAAAAGAAAUAUCUGAACAUAAAAUGGAAAUAGUAGAUCUUUAUACUCAUUUAAAACCCGUAGUACACUUUCUACAAAAAUUAGAAUUUAAUAAAGAUGAUGAUAUCGAAAAAAAAUAUAUAUAUAUUACACCUAUAAUACAUUCUUUAUCUAUAUCUAUAGAUAAAUCUAAUUAUUUAAUAAAAAAUUGUAAAUUUGUAUUUAAUUUCUUAUCUAAAGUCUUAAUUAAUACAUGUAACCAAAAUUUGAAUACUCCAGAAAUUAUUAAUUCUAUAUAUAAUUGUGUUGAUAUUUUAAAAAUUAAAUUAUAUGACACAUUGAAUUUCUUGCUUAACUUUUUAUAUAUAUUUAAAAUGUAUAAGACUAAAAAUGAAAAACUUCAAUCCUUACAUGAGCAUAACACAUAUGUAAUUCAAAGGAAAAAUCAGAUACAAGUAGCAUCAGAAAAACGGAAUGGUAUAGAUAUUAAUAAGUCAUCUGAAAAAGAAAGAGAAAGAGAAAGAGAAAGAGAAAAUAAAAAUAUAGAUGAUAUAGAUAUAGAUAUAAAAUCAUCUCAUCAAAAUAGAAACAAAGACGAAGAAACCUUAAAUCAAGAAGAUAAUAUAAAAAAUGAAUUAGAAGAAGAAUAUAGCUAUUUCCCAUCCAUAAGUUUGUAUAUGUAUAAAUUAAAGAUACUUAUUGAAUAUUUAAAAAUUUAUCAAACAUAUAUGAAACUUGAAAAAAUAGAAAUUCCAGGAGAAAAAGGAAAAAACCUAACAGAAGAAAUACAUAACAUAUCUAAUGAUUUUAAUAUAAUAAACGAAAACUUUUUAGAUAUUAAUCAUGAAAUUUUAAAUGAACAUGAACAUAUCUUUAUUAACAAAUAUAAUAUUUUUGAAUCUAAAGUUAAAGAAUUAAACAAAAGAUUAAUAUGUGUUUUUGUAUAUUCUUUUGAUAAUGAUUUAAAAAAAAAUAUCAAGUUAUUAAAUUCAUUUUUAAUAUUAAGAGAUAUACAUGUUAUCGAGGUAGAGCUCAUCAGACAUGCAUCUCUUUUGUGUCAAGAUCUAAAGAAGGAGUUUAUUUUGGUAGAUAACUUAUUUAUAAAAAAUAAAACAAUUAUAGAAAAUAACAAGAAAAUGUUUUUAGAAAAUAAAUUCCAGCAGGGGAUAUGUGACCUUGAUGAAAUAAAAAAUGUGAUAACUAACAAUAUUAUAGAUGUAAGUACUACAAAUAACAAUAUUAUAGAUGUAAGUACUACAAAUAACAAUAUUAUAGAUGAAACUAUCUCAGAUGUAAAUGCCUCAAACGAAAGCAACAAUAUAAAUAUAAACAAUAAAAUGAAGAAUAAACUACAGAUAGAUAAAAUGGAAAGAGAAAUCGAAGAAGGGUUUGAAGAUAACUUGAAAAGAUUAAACAUAAAUAAGAAUUCUCCUUUAUUUUGUGAAGUUAUAAAUUUAUUUACAUCACUAUUAAAAAGAAUUGAACAACAAUAUUUUCCUUUAAAGAAAAUAAUAAAAGUGUUAAAAUUUGAAAAUGAGAAAACUGAAGAAGUUAAAAUGUUAUAUAAAAAUAUAAAUGAGAAAAUUAGUAAAUAUAUAAAUGAUGUAAGCAAAGAGUGGUUUAAAGAAACCAUUGAUGUUGUUAAUAAUUUUUUGAAUGAAUAUAUAUUCAAAAAAAGGAAUGAUUUAUUUUAUGUAAAUUUCCAUCCUUAUAUCUUUAUGUUCAUUAAUAAUAUAAAGAAUUUUUUCUUAAAUAAUUUAAGUGUAAAUGAAGAUUGUUUACAUAUUUAUAAUAAAGCAAAUACAUUUAAGAAAUUUAUUAACAUAUUAAAUAAUAUUACUAAGAAAUAUAAUAGUGUCUUAACUAAAACAUUAGAUGUAGAAAAAGAAUUAUUUGAAGAAAAAAUGAAUAAUAUAAAGAAUAGAUUAUUAAGAGGUGUAAAUGAAUUAAAAUGGUCAGAUGAUAAUAUAUAUGAAUAUAUUGAAAGUGUUGAUAAAGAUAUGUCUGAUAUAUAUAAUAAUAUUUCUACUCUUCAUAAUAAUAUUGUAUCUAUAUUAAAUGUAACCUCUAACUGGGUUAAAAAAUCUAUUAUUGAAAAACGGAAAAGGAAUGAAGAUAUAUAUACUUACUUAAAUAAUUAUAAGAAUAAUAUGUCUAUAUUAAAAGGGAAACUAAAUGAUGAUUUUAAAAAUAUCAAUAUGAAUAUUAAACAAUCAUAUGAUGUUUUAAAAAUAAAGAAAAAUAAUAUAAUGUGGAAAAAUUAUUUAAAAUUUUUAAAUAAUAUAAUUAUAGAUAAAUUAAUACAAUUAACUAAUUUUUUAUUUAAUAAUUUAUAUGAUGUUAUGAAAAAUACAAAAAGAGAUGAACAAUUAUUUAUUAUAAGAAUAAAUUUUAUAGAAAAUAAACUUAAUUUAGAUUUGAAAUUAACAAGCAAAAAAACAUUUUGUAUAGAAACCAUUUUUUAUAAAUGGAUAGAUGAUUUUAUGAAUCUAUGUUCAGGUAUUAGAAGAAUAGAUAUAAAAAGUGGUGAUUAUCUAAAUGAAAUUUUAUUAAGUUUAAGUAUUCAUUAUAAUAAAAAUAAAAUAGAAAAUUUUUUUCAAAGUACUAUUAAAAAAAGUUAUGAAUAUUUACAUAGUUUAACAAAAUAUGAACAUAUAUGGAAAAUUGAUAUUAAGAAAGAAUUUCUUUCUUUUAAGAAAAAAAAUGAAAUACAAUUAUAUCCUACUUAUUUUGAAUAUAAUAAUAAUUUUCAGGACUCUUUAAAAUUAAUAAAUAUUAAUAUACCAUAUUUAUUUCCAAAUGUAUUAGCAUAUAAGAAAUUAAUAUUAACCUUAAAACAAGACCUAAACAAAUUCUAUCAUUUAAAAACAUAUGAGCCUAUAAAUUUUAUUUUAUUCUAUUCUGAGAAUUUUGUAGAAAAGUUAAUAAAUUUUACUAAAAAAAAUAUAUCUCUAUAUAGUGAAUAUCUUCAAAACUUUGUAAAAGAUGUAGUAUAUUCUAUUAAUUCCUUUUAUGAAAAUGUUAUAAACAAUUUGAAGCAAAUAAGUAUAGUAGAUUUUUUUAGUAAAAAAGGGGAUUCAAAAAAGGAAACAUUGGAAAAGGGGGACAUCUAUACAGGUCUUCAAAAAGGAGAAAGAAAUGUUAGACUUAAAAAGGGAAGCAUUGACAAUACAAAUAAUAAUAAUAAUAAUAAUAAUAAUAAUAAUAAUAAAAUGAUUGAUGGGGGUGAUAAUAAUGAAACGAUUGACGAGGAUGAUAAUAAUGAAACGAUUGACGAGGGUGAUAAUAAAAUGAUCGAUGAUGAUGAUAAUAAUAAUAAUAAUAAUAAUAAUGUGGAUAAUAUUUAUUACGAAUCGAAACGAUAUAAAAGCUCGAACGCUAAUAAUACUGAAGAUAAAAAAAAAGAAAAGACAAAUGAAUCAAAUAUAAACAAAAAGAAAGACAUAUUUUACAACCUAAUGAGAAACUUAAGAAGUGUAAAGUUAAGCAGGAAAAUUAUCCCAUUAAUUUUUCAAAAGAUUAAAGAAAUUAUGGAAAAUUUAAAAGAAUUAGAUAUAAUUAUAAAAUAUAAUGAUAUAUUAGAUAAUAUUGAAAAGAAUAAAGAGAAAGUCGAAAUACAAUAUAAUGAUAUAAAAGAGAAAAUAUUGAAAUAUAAAAAUAAUGAAAUAAAAAAUAUCAAAAUAGAAAUAAAAGAUUUUAAAGAAGAAUUAACUAAACUUAAAAAAUAUAUUUUUAAAAAUAUACCUAGUACACCUAAAGAUAUAUAUAAUUUUCCAUAUGAAAAAAUUAAUGAAUUCAGAAAAAGUUUUCAAACUUAUAAAGAUAAACAAAAAUAUCAUAAUGAAUUAGAAAUUUUAUUUGAAAUUGAUAUUACUAUUUUUGAUGAAUUAGAUGAAAUUGAUAUUAAAUUAACAGAUCUUAAACAUUUAUGGGAUUUAGUAAAUAGUGUAAUAUUUUUUAUAGAAGAAGAAAAAAAAAAAUUAUGGAAAGAUAUUGAUGUUAAUAGUAAUAUUUAUUUAAUUGAUUUUAUAUCAUUAUAUAUUAGAAAAAACUUUUUUGAUUUAAAACAUUUAUCUAUAUAUGAAUAUAUUAUUAAAGAAUUAAAAAAAUUAUCUUCUAUAUUACCUUUAUUAGUUGAUUUAAAUAAUGAAUGUAUAUUUGAUAGACAUUGGAAUAUUAUUAUAAACAUAUCUGGAAAUAUAAAUAAUUUAUAUACAAAAAAAAAAGAAAAUAAUAAUAAUCAAAACAAUUAUAUUAAUCAUACAGAUUUAUUAAAUACACCAUUAUCUAAUAAUAAAACAUCUAUUAUGAGUAUUCAUACAUUUAAUAAAGAAGAAGAAAUAGAUAAUGUCAAUAAUACAUAUGAUAAUGAAAAAGAUACAAAUAAUAAUAUUUUUGUUAAUAAAAAUAUACAAAUAAAAUAUAAAGAAUUAACUCUUCAAGGAUUCUUUGAUCUAAAAUUAUAUAAACAUGUAGAUGCAGUACAUGAUGUUAUUGAACAAGCUAAAAAAGAACAAAAAAUUGAGAAUAAAAUUAAAGAAAUUAAUCUUAUAUGGAAAGAAAUGAAUUUUGAAUUUUUAAAAAAAAAUAAUUAUAUACAAAUAACUAAUAUGGAUAUGAUUCUAGAAAUUGUUGAUGUACAUACUUCUGAAAUAUUGUUCUUUAUUAAUCAAAAGAAAUUUAUUUUAUUUAUUCAAGAAACCAUAUUAAAUACACAAGAAAAUUUAAAAAAAAUUGAUGAAGUCAUAAAUAUAUGGAGAAAGUUUCUGAACAAAUUUGAACGACUACAGCCUAUCUAUUUAAAUUCAGAAGAUAUACAUUCGCAACUUCCUGAAGAAAGUAAAAUGUUUUUUAAUAUCGAAAAUGAAUAUAAAGAAAUUAUUCAUAGUGCAGCAGAACAAAAAAAUGUUUUACAAGUAUGUCUUAAUGAAGAUUUAUUUUAUUUAUUAAGUAAAUUUUUUAAAAAUAUUGAAUUGUGUGAAAAAGCUUUAAAUGAUUAUUUGGAUCAAAAGAAAAAAGCUUUCCCACGUUUUUAUUUCUUAUCGAAUAUAGCUUUGUUGGAUAUAUUAAGUAAUGGAAAAAACCCUUUCAAAAUUCUACCUUAUAUAAAUGAUGUAUUUAAUGCUAUCAAAACGAUUCAAUUUAAGGAGGACCAUAAAAAAAAUAAUACAAAUGAUAACACAAAUGGUAACACAAAUGGUAACACAGAUGAUAACACAGAUGGUAACACAUAUGAUAACACAGAUGGUAACACAAAUGAUAACACAAAUGGUAAUACAAAUGACACUACAUAUGACACCACAAAUGACGCUUCAUAUUAUAGACAAGAACAAGAAGAGACAUAUCACGAUCAAAAUAAAAAAUGCAAAGAUAUUAAAACGCCUGAACCCAAAGAUUACAUAGCUAAAGGUGUUUAUAGUAUCGAAAAUGAACAUUUAGAAUUUUUGAACGAACUGGUUUUAAAAGGAAAUGUGGAAAAUUAUUUGAAAGAUUUGGAAACUCAUUUAAAAGUAACAAUUAGAAGUAUAUUGGAAAAUGCAAAAAUAUGUUCAGAAAAUUUAGAUGAACAGAAUAGAGAUGAAACUAUGAUAACUAAUUAUAUUAGUCAAGUAGUAUGUACUUGUAAUCAAAUUAUUGUAACAGAAGAAAUAAAUAAAUGUUUUGAUGAAUUAGAGAAUGGAAAUGAAUCAGCUUUUGUAGAUUAUAAAAAAGUAUUAAUUGAAAGAAUUAAUAAAUUAAUAAAAUUAGUUGAAAAAACAGAUGAUUAUAAUAUAAGAACAAAAUUAUUAUCUUUAAUUAUAUUAGAUGUGCAUACAAGAGAUGUUAUUAUAUCAUUUAUAAAAAAAAAAAUUUCAGAUAGUACUUCUUUUGAUUGGCAAGCACAAUUAAAAUAUUAUUGGGUUUAUGAUAAAAAAAUUAAUAAUUAUACAUGUGAAAUUAAAUUAUGUGAUUUUAAAACCAAAUAUCUAUAUGAAUAUAUAGGAAACUCAGGAAAAUUAGUAAUCACACCUUUAACAGAUAAAUGUUAUAUCACAUUAACACAAGCAUUAAAUUUAAUAUUAGGAGGUGCUCCUGCUGGUCCAGCUGGUACUGGAAAAACAGAAACUACAAAAGAUUUAUCUAAAGCUAUCGGAAUAGCUAUAUUUAUAUUUAAUUGUAGUAAUCAAAUGAAUUAUUUUAAUAUGUCUCAAAUAUGUAUAGGUUUAUCUCAAACAGGAGCUUGGGGAUGCUUUGAUGAAUUUAAUAGAAUAAGUAUAGAAGUAUUAUCAGUUGUUAGUACUCAAAUAAAAUGUAUAUUUGAUGCUAUUAAAGAGAAAAAAACCAUGUUUCAUUUUAUUGAUGAUGAAAUAGUAUUAAAGAAAACAUGUGGAUUUUUUAUAACUAUGAAUCCUGGAUAUGCAGGAAGAACCGAAUUACCUGAAAAUUUAAAAAAUUUAUUUAGAUCAUGUUCCAUGAUUGUUCCUGAUAUAAAAUUUAUUUGUGAAAAUAUGUUAAUGUCUUUUGGAUUUAUUAAAGCAAAUAAAUUAUCUUAUAAAUUUGUUGAAUUAUAUCAAUUAUGUAAAGAAUUGUUACAAAAAAAUAUUCAUUAUGAUUGGGGGUUAAGAGCUGUUAAGGUAGUAUUAAUACAAGCUGGAAAUUUAAAAAGAAAAUAUGCUAACUUUGAUGAAGAAGUUAUUUUAAUGAAAGCUUUAAAAGAUUUUAAUAUACCUAAAAUUACAUAUGAAGAUAUACCCAUCUUUUUAGGAUUAAUUAAUGAUCUAUUUCCUAAUGUUAAUUGUAAUAUAUUUGAUGAAAAAGAUCAAGAAAAAGAAAAUGAUAAUGAAGAAGAAAAUAAAACAGAACAACAAACAUAUAAUAUACAAGAUGAUGACAAAAAAUAUAAAAAGAAAAAAAAUAUUCAUCAUAAUAUGGAUAAAUAUAAAAGUAGCAUCACCCAAGGUUUUACAAAUUCGAAUGAUAACAAAAAUGAUUUGUUAAUUAAUAAGGAUAAUUAUGAAACGAACAAAAAUAUAGUGACACAUUAUGAAAAUGAAAAAAAAAAUGAAAAAAAAAAUGACAUUUCUGAAGAAAUGUUCCAAAUAGAUAAAAAUAAAAAGGAUAUAGAAAUAUACGAUGAGGAGACGGAUAAUGAUAAAGGGGAUAUAAAAGAAUUAAGACAAAAACAUAUAAUGUCUAAUCAAAAUGAUAAUGAAAAUUAUAUAAAUAAUAAAGAAUAUGAUAAAGAUUCAAAUAAAAUAGAUAAUUUAAAAGAGAAGAAAUUUAUGAAGGAAAAAAAAGAAAUGCUUAUUCCCAAUUUUGAUGAUGCUAUAAAAAUAUGUUUAAAAGAAUCAAAUUUACAAAUAGAUGAUAAUUUCAUACUAAAAGUUAAACAACUGAAGGAUUUAAUGGAUGUCAGACAUUGUGUAUUUAUAUUAGGAGAAGAUGGGUGUGGGAAAUCUAGUGUUAUUGAUAUUUUAAUAAAAAGUUUAAAUAAAAUAAAUGAAAAAUGUUUAUAUGAAAUUAUAAAUCCUAAAUCUAUUGAAUCAUAUGAACUUUAUGGAUAUUUAACUAAAAAUAAUGAAUGGAUUGAUGGUGCUUUAUCAUCAAUUAUGAGAAAAAUGUCUAGAAAUAUUAGUCCAUAUAAUGAAAAUAUAAAACAUAAAAUAACUUUAUUAGAUGGUAAUAUUGAUGCUGAAUGGAUAGAAAGUAUGAAUACUGUUAUGGAUGAUAAUAAAGUAUUAACAUUAGUAAGUAAUGAAAGGAUACCAUUUACAAAAGAAAUGCACUUAUUUUUUGAAAUCACAAAUAUGAAAUAUGCAUCACCUGCAACUGUUAGUAGAGGUGGUGUUCUUUUUAUUAAUAAAGGAGAUAUUAGUUAUAAAUUAUUUAUAAGCUCAUGGAUUAAUCUGUUAAAUAAUAAUAUUGCAAAAACUGAAUUCUAUUAUCUAUUCAAUAUUUUCUAUUCACAAAAUAUAGAUAUGUUAAGAAAACAAUGUAAAUUUGCUUUUGACCUUUCGAACUUAGAUAUUGUAAAAUCUGUAUGUAAUUAUAUUGAUUAUUUUUUGUAUAAAUAUGAAAAAUAUAUUAAUGAAGUCAUAAAAAAAAUUGAAAACAAACAAAAUGAAGAAAUUACCUUUAUGAAAAAUGAAAAUAAUAGAGAAGAGUUGUCUAAUUCUAACAUGAAAAGAAAAGAUAAAACAAAGAAAGAAAAAGAUACACAACCAAUAAAUGAAAUUCAUAAUAGAGAUAUAAAACAUGAAAAAGGAUAUCAAAAAAUAAACAAAAAAACAAAUUCUUUCAAAGAUAACAUAAUAACAAAUGAUAAUGAAUCCAAAUUAAAACAUCAAAAAAAUAAGAAAUAUGUAGAUGAUAUGAAUAUUAAUACAAAAAAUUUAAUAAAUAAUGAAGAAAAAAAUAUAAUAAACAAAAUUAAUUAUAAUUAUGAAAUAUUAAAAGAUUAUUAUAAUUGCUUUUUUAUGAACUCUUAUAUGUGGGUAAUAAAUAAUUUGAUAAUAGAUGAUAAAAUUAUGAAUUCCAAAAAUAUAUUUAGUAACAAUAUUAAAAGUAAUUUAAAGGUAAAAAUGGGAAAUGACUAUUGUUGUAAUUAUAUAUAUAAUAUAUAUGAAAAUAACUGGAAACACUUGAGCGAGUAUUUAGAUGAAGAUAUUUUAUUUCUUCAGAAAUUAAAAUGGAACACUUCUGAGAUGGAAAAUGAGGAAAAUGAGGAAAAGGGGUAUGAAAAUGAAGUGGCACAAGAAGGUGAGGAAGAUGACAAUAUGGAUGAUGUAAAUGACAAUAUGGAUGAUGUAAAUGACAAUAUGGAUGAUAUAAAUGACAAUAUGGAUGAUAUAAAUGACAAUAUGGAUAAUAUAAAUAACACUAUGGAUGAUAUAAAUAACAAUAUGGAUGAAAAAAAAAAGAAAAAGUUAAUAAAAAAUAAGAAAAAGAAAAAAAAGACAAUUAAUAACUAUAUUGAAAAUAUGUUACCCAAUAAUUAUGAUGAUAUAUAUAUAAAUACCAUAGAAUUAAUAAGAAUUGAAAAAAUGAUAAAAUAUUGUUUAGAACGAAAUCAAGCAAUAUUAGUAUAUGGUAAUAAUGGUACAGGAAAAACAAAAUGUAUUAAGAAUAAUAUAAAUAUGAAUAUUGAAAAGUUUACUCAUACAAUUAUAAGUAUAAAUUAUUAUACAAAUUCUUUUGUAUUACAAAAGAUCAUAGAAAACAAUGUCGAAAAAAGGAAUACAAGAACAUAUGGUCCUCCUAAUCAAAAGAAACAUAUAUUUUUUUUAGAAGAUUUGAAUAUAACUGCCAAAGACAAUUGUGAUACUCAACAGACAUUAGAAUUUUUAAGACAAUUAUUAACAUAUAAAUUAAUAUAUGAUAGAGAUAAUUUAGAUGAAAAGAAAUUUAUUCAUGAUAUAUCUUUUAUAGGUACUAUUAAUAAUAAUACGAACAAACUUAUAGAUAAAAGAAUUCAAAAUAAAUUUAGUAUAAUAAAUAUUGAUGAUAUAAGUAUGAAAACAUUUGAAAAUAUAUAUAAAAUAAUAUUAAAACAACAUUUACUUAAAUUUGAUGAUUCUAUAAAAAGUUUAUUAAAUAAUAUUAUAUCAUUUUCUUAUGAUUUAUAUACUAAUAUAACAGAAAAUAUAUCAUUCAAUUUAUCUAAUUUAGCUCCUCAUUAUUUAUUUAAUUUGAAUGAUAUACAUACAAUAUUUUAUAAUAUAAUAAAAUAUACUAAUCCAGAUAUAUAUAAUAAUCAAUUUAAAUUCCUUAUGAUUAUAUUUCAUGAAAUGCAACAUGCAUAUAUAAAUAAGUUAAUAUCUGAUGAUCAUAUAAAUAUUUUUACUCAAAUAUUUAAUAAAUUAAUUCAGCAAUAUUUCCCAUUCUUUAAAGAAGACUUUGAAAAACAUAUAGAUGUGUUUGAUAGUACUAAUGACCCACCUAAGAUAGAUCAUGGACAUGAUGUUACAUCUAAUAAGUCUUUGAUAUUUGAUGAAAAUGAUUAUGUUGAUAAUGAUACAUAUAAUAAUAAUAUGGAUAAUGACUUAAAAAAUGACACAAAUGAUGUUAAUAAUAAUAAUAAUAAUAUUGAUGGUGGUGAUGAUAGUAUUAAUGUGGGAACCAUUGAAAAAAACCAUUUAGGAAUGUCAAAUAAUCUAAAUAAUUCAAAUGAUAAAGAAAAUAUUAUGAAAAUGAAAAAAAGUAAUAAUAUUAACACAGAUAGUUACAAUAAUAAUAAUAAUAAUAAUAAUGCGAAUUUGAGGGGAAAAGAAAAAAGUUUAAUAUAUGAUUUAAAUAAAAAUAUUUUUACAUCUUUUAUAUCUAUUAGAAAUGGAUUAGAUAAAAUGUAUUUAAAUGUAAAAAAAUUUUAUGUAUUAAAAGAAGUAUUAACAGAAAAAUUGAAUGAAUAUAAUACUACACAUGUAGAAUUACCAUUAGUUUUAUUUGAUUAUGCAAUUAUUCAAAUAUGUAAAAUAUGUAGAAUUCUUGAUUUUAAUAUAUCACAUUUAAUGUUGAUUGGAUUUGGUGGAUCUGGAAAACAAUCUUUAAUAAAAUUAAGUAUAUUUAUUAAUUCUUUAAAUUUAUUAAAUAUAUCAACAAAUAAUAGUUAUGAUGUUAAUAAUUUUAAAUCAGAUUUACAAGAAUUUCAUUUAAAAUGUGCCAUAAAACCAGGAAAUGUACAUGUCUUAUUAUUAAAAGAAAAUGAUAUAUUAGAUUCUUUUCUUCCUUAUAUAAAUGAUUUAACAUCAACAGGUUUAUGUAAUGAUUUAUUUACAAAAGAUGAAUAUUUAGGUAUUUUUUCUUCUAUACGUAAUCAAAUAAAAUAUUUAAAUAUAGGAGAAAGUAAUGAAGAUGUUUUUAAUUAUUAUAUUAAUAAAAUAAAAACAAAUUUAAAAAUUGCUAUCACUCAUUCACCUAUUAGUAAUUUAUACAGGGAUCGAUUAAUUAAAUUUCCUUCAUUCCUUUCAAAUUUUUCUUUUAUUUAUUUUUUACCAUGGCCAUAUGAAGCUCUUGUUAAUGUAUCCAAUAGAUUUUUAAGUGAUAUAAAAAUCAAACAAGAUCUCAAAAAAAAAAUUUGUGAACAUAUGGCAUAUGUUCAUACAAGCACUAAUGAAAUGAAUAAAAAAUAUUUAGAACAAAAAAAUAGAUUUAAUUAUGUUAUUCCUAAAACAUUUUUAGAAUAUAUUUAUUUUUAUAAGAAUUUGUUAAAUGUCAAAAAUUUGGAAAUUGAAAAAUCUGUAGAAAGAUUAAAUAAAGGGUUACUAGCCCUCACUAGUACUAGAGAAAAUGUUCAAUUGUUACAAAAAGAAAUCGAAAUAAAAAUUACUAACAUAGAAGAGAAAAAAAUUGAAGUCAAUGAAAUAUUAAAUAAAGUGAAAGAAGCAACUGAAGUAACUAAUAAAGAACAGCAAAUUGUUAAUGAAGAGAAAAAAAAAACAGAAAUAUUUACGAAAGAAGCUAUUGAAAUACAAUUAAAAGCAGACAAGGAAUUAAGUGAAGCUUUACCUAUAAUGAAUAAAGCUAAAGAUGCUGUUAAUUGUAUAACUAAAUCAGCUAUUCAAGAAUUGAAAUCUUUACAAAAUCCUCCAAAAGAAUGUCUAGAUGUUACACAUGCUGUUCUAAUUGCAUUAAAAGAAAUUAAAAAUUAUUCUUGGAAAUUUGCUCAGAAAAUUAUGAACAAUCCUACUCAGUUUUUAAGUAAAUUACAAAAAUUCGAUGCAGAAAAUAUGGAUGAAGAAACUGUAAAUUUAUUAACACCUUUUAUUCAAAAAAAAUUCUUUAAUUAUGAGAUGAUGAAAACCAAAUCUUCAGCUUGUGCCUAUUUAGCUUUAUGGCUAGUUAAUAUAGUUAAAUAUAAUGAAGUAUAUAAAAAAGUGAAACCUUUAAUGGAUAAAUUACAAGAAGCAACUAACAAUAAAAAUAAAGCACAAGAAAAAUUAGAUCAAUUAGAAAAUAAAGUAAAAGAAUUAACAGACAGUGUUGAAAAAUUAAGAAGAAAAAUGAAUGAAGUCAAUGAAGAAAAAAAUAAUGUAAUCAGAAUAUAUAAUGAAUCAAAAGAUAAAUUAAAUAGAGCCGAAAAUUUAGUAAAUAUGUUAUCUGAUGAAUAUUCAAGAUGGUCUGAUGAAAUUGCUAUAAUUAAUUCGAAUAAAAAAUUUAUAUAUGGUGAUUGUUUAUUACUUUCUUCAUUUAUAACAUAUUUAGGAGUUUUUUCAAGUUCUUUCAGAAUUAAAUUAUGGAAACAUUUAUGGUUAGAACAUAUAAAAAACAGUAAUAUUCUUAUUAAUAAUAUUACAUCUCCUAUUGAUAUUAUGGUUCAAGAUAUACAAAUAGCAACCUGGAAAAAUGAAAAAUUACCUGAAGAUAUAAUAAGUAUAGAAAAUGCAUUGAUUGUUAGUACUUGUUAUAGAUGGCCUUUAUUAAUUGAUCCUCAGUUACAAGGAUUAAAAUGGCUCAAGGCAAAAGGAGGAAAUAACAUUACUGUUCUUCAAUUUAAUUGUGAACAUUUUAUAAAAAAAAUUAAAAAUGUUAUAUCAAAAGGGGGAUAUUUAAUAAUUGAAAAUAUUAGUGAAGAAAUUGAUAAUGUUAUUGAUGGGUUAUUAAAUAGGGAAUUUAUUAAAAAAGGAAAUGAUAUAUAUGUAAAAAUUGAUAAUGAAGAAAUGUUAUUUAACUAUCCUAAUGCUAUAAAUAGAAUUGAUAAAAUCAAGUCUUUUUUUGAAAGUAAUAUUAAUAAUAAUACUGCUCCUACUAUUAAUACAACCAUCAAUAAUAGUGGAACUUCCCAAACAAAUAACACAAAUAAUGAUAAUAACAAUAUUAACAUAGAUAAUCAAAAUAAUUAUGGUAAUGAACCAGGAGAUUCAAAUAAAAAUUAUCAUAAACAAAACUCACAAAAUAUGAAUAAAGCUUUUUCUAGCGAAAAUUUAUUGAAAGUUAAUUUUUUUAAUCUCAUUUUACAAACAAAACUAAGUAAUCCACAUUUCAAACCUGAAGUUAAUAGCCAAUGUACCUUAAUUAAUUUUAGUGUCACUUGUGAAGGAUUAGAAGAACAAAUAUUAGCUAUAAUUGUAAAUAUAGAAAAACCAGAAUUAGAAAAACAGAAACAAAUAUUAGUAAAAAAUAGAAAUGAAUAUAAAAUAAUAUUAAAUAAUCUAGAAGAUGAAAUAUUAUAUCAAUUAUCUACUGUUGAUUCAAAAACAAUUAUAGAUAAUAUUUCUUUAAUUAAUAGUUUAAAAACUACAAAAGAUACUUCUAUUAAUAUACAAAAACAAGUUGCGGAUUCAAUUAAUACAGAAAAUGAAAUUAAUAAAACUAGAGAAUUAUAUAGAACUCUUGCUAAUGAAGCUUCUAUUGUUUAUUUUAUUUUAAUACUUAUGCAUAAUAUUAAUUAUAUGUAUCAAUAUUCUUUGGAUUCUUUUAUUAAUCUACUAUUAAAAUCUAUUGAAGCUGUUAAUAAUGAUACUAUUAAAAUGUUAUCUAAUAAAAACUUAGAUAAUGAAAUAUCAAAUAAUAAUAAUAUGUAUGAUGAUGAUAAUAAUAAUAAUAAUGGUGAAGAUAGACAUUUACAAAAACAUGAUGAUAAAUAUUAUGAUUCUAAAAUAUAUCUUAAUGAUAAUGAUGAAAAUAUUAACAACAAUAAUGAUAGUAAUAAUAAUAAUAAUAAUAUUAAUAAUGUGUAUGAUGAACAUAUGAAUAAAUUAAUUAUAUCUUUUAGAAAAACCAUAUAUUCGUGGAUUAAUAGAGGAUUAUUAGAAAAAGAUAAACUUUUAUUUAAUUGCAUAUUUGUAUUUAAAUUAUUAGAAAAGAAAAAAAUUUAUGAUAAAGAUUUUAAUAUGGAUUAUCUAAAUUUCUUUUUAAAACCUCCAAGAGGUAAAGGUGUUACAGAAAACCCAUUAAAAGAAUGGCUUAGUGAUGAAUGCUGGGAAAAUAUUUUAAUAUUAUCGAAAUUUAAAGAAUUUGAAAAUUUAUCAAAUAAUAUUCAUAUAGAUGCACAACAUAAAUUUAAACAGUGGUGUUCAGAAAUUCAACCUGAAAUAUGUAAAUUACCUUUAGAAUGGAAAAAAUUAAAUAAUUAUUCUUUUAAGAAAUUAUUAAUUAUUAGAUCCUUACGACCAGAUAGAAUAACAGUUACUCUAGAAAAAUAUAUUAAAAGUAUCUUACCAAACAGUGAAGAAAUCAUGGAGAAAAAAAAUUCUUUUGUUGAUACAUUAGAAUCUUCCUAUAAUUUUAUGGUUAAUUCUACACCAAUUUUAUUUAUAUUAACACCUGGGUCUGAUUUUAUAAAAUAUGUAGAAAUGUUAGGAAAAAAAUAUAAGUUUUAUUUAAAUCAAAAUUUACAUGUAGUUUCGUUAGGACAAGGGCAAGAAUCAAUUGCUUUAUCAAAAUUAGAGUUAUCACAUAAAGAAGGUCAUUGGAUUGUUUUAGAAAAUAUACAUUUAAUGGCAAAAUUUAAUUUAAUUCUAGAAAAUGUAAUAGAUAAAUAUGCUACUGAAGGAUCUCAUCCAAAUUUUAGAUGUUUUUUAACGUCGGAAAUAACAACAAAUAUUCCUAUAAGUAUAUUAGAAAGAUCUAUUAAAUUAACGAAUGAAGCUCCUACAGGUUUUAAAGAAAAUUUGAAAAGAGCAUUUACCUUUUUUUCACCUGAUGAUUAUGAAGAAAAAGAUUUAAGAACGAAAAAUAUUUUAUUUUCAUUAUGUUAUUUUCAUUCUAUAAUUGUUGAAAGAGCAAAAUUCGGUUCACAAGGAUUUAAUAUAAAAUAUCCAUUUAGUUUAAGUGAUUUAAGAGAUAGUGCAAAAGUUCUUUUUAAUUAUUUAGAUAAUCAGAAUUCUAUAAAAGUACCAUGGAAUGAUUUAAAAUAUAUUUUUGGUGAAAUAAUGUAUGGUGGACAUAUUGUUAAUGAUAAAGAUAUGUUGAUAUGUAAAACAUAUUUAAAUUAUUUUAUGAAAGAACAAUCAUUAGAAGGAAUGCAAUUAAUACCAUUUUCAAAAAAUAUACAAUUAUUUAGUCCUAAUAAUUAUUCUUAUGAAAAAAUUUUAAAAUAUAUAGAUACACAAAUUAUAUGUGAAUCUUCUAUUUUAUAUGGUUUAAAUCAACAUGCAGAAAUGAAUUUUAGAACAAAUGAAAGUAUUAAAUUGUUAAAAAAUAUAUUAAAAUUAAAACUUAAAGAAACAUCAACCUUUGUCGAAGAAUUAACAACUGGUGAAACUAUGGAAAAUAAAACAUCAAAUAUUUUAUCAGAAAUAUUAAGUGAAAUAGAUAAUAUCUUUUUUAAUGUAGAAGAACUUAUGAAAUCAAUACCAGAUGAUCAAAUAACUCCUUUACAAUAUUUUCUAUUUCAAGAAUGUACUUUAAUGAAUUCUUUAACUAGUGUUAUGAAAAAUUCUUUAAAAGAAUUGAAUUUAGCUAUUAAAGGUGAAAUUAAUAUGACAAGUAAAAUCGAAUCUCUUAUGAAUGCUUUAUAUAAAGAUAAAUUGCCAGAAUUAUGGAAAAAUAAUUCUUAUUCAAGUAAUCGAAAUUUAUCAUCCUGGGUUAAUAAUUUGAAAGAAAGAAUUGCUUUUCUAACUGAAUGGUUUAAUGAUCCUUUAUUAACACCUAAAGUUUUUAAUAUAUCUUUAUUAUUUAAUCCAAACAGCUUUUUUAGUGCAAUUAAACAAAUCUUAUCUAGAAAUGAAAAAUGUGAAUUAGAUAAAAUUAUUAUGCAAAUUGAAGUUACAAACAAAUCUUUAAAUAAUAUUCAUUCAUAUCCUAAAGAAGGUGCUUAUAUUUAUGGUUUAUAUUUAGAUGGAGCAAACUAUGAUGUAGAAAAAAAUACAUUAUGUGACUCUUCAUCAAAACAAAAAUAUUUCUUAAUGCCAGUUAUACAUUGUAAACCAAUUGUUAGCAUGGGGAAAAUAGAUACAGAUGUAUAUGAAUGCCCUGUAUAUAAAACCUUGUCCAGAGGACCUACAUAUGUAACAAAUAUAAAGUUAAAAACUAAGGAAAGUUCAGAAAAGUGGAUUUUAGCAGGUGUUGCAUUGAUUUUGGAUAUAGCAGAUGAUUAA
Molecule: messenger RNA, 16773 nt
Organism: Plasmodium adleri (nom. inval.)
Lineage: Eukaryota; Apicomplexa; Aconoidasida; Haemosporida; Plasmodiidae
Product: dynein heavy chain, putative
Exons: 1
Coding region: 1-16773 (5590 amino acids)
Biological process (GO): microtubule-based movement
Cellular component (GO): dynein complex
Molecular function (GO): ATP hydrolysis activity; ATP binding; dynein light intermediate chain binding
Source: RefSeq, a predicted model, not a curated record